Messenger RNA from Daphnia pulex (common water flea), 4512 nucleotides. Its product is annotated as sodium/potassium-transporting ATPase subunit alpha-B-like. Bases 1404 to 4418 code for a protein of 1004 amino acids. Gene Ontology annotation, molecular function: ATP hydrolysis activity; ATP binding; P-type sodium:potassium-exchanging transporter activity. NCBI's taxonomy places the organism in Eukaryota, Metazoa, Arthropoda, Branchiopoda, Diplostraca, Daphniidae. The record is from RefSeq and is a predicted model, not a curated record. The transcript has 13 exons. Gene Ontology annotation, cellular component: membrane. Gene Ontology annotation, biological process: potassium ion import across plasma membrane; intracellular potassium ion homeostasis; sodium ion export across plasma membrane.
UGUUGUUGUUGUGUUGUGUAACAGCCUUGUCCAGCGGUUGACCCUUUUUCCAUGCGUUAUGGGCAUCGUUAGAGGGCAUGGGGCUCGAUUCGGUUAUGGCCCGCGUACCUGGCACUCACCAGCCGAGGACAGGGCGCCAUAAUACCAGUGGGUUUUUUUCUCUUUUUCAACAACCCAGUUUUCUAAUCUGUGACUGAAAAUCCAGCAGGCUUAAAGGCAGAGCAACAGAGUCAACCGAAAUCUGAAACGAUCGACAAGGGACCUUGGCGGCGCGUUAGAAAGUUCUUUUUGUUUUCCCUUGCCUCUCAAUGUACGUCCUUAUAUCAUUUCUUUCCCACUGCCAAGUGAUAUUUUCGGAUGAUUGCGAUUAUUUCCGAGAAAUAAUCGACGAGAUAGACUGGCGCACGCAAACAAUUCCAGACAAGAAAAAGCAAACAAAUUUGGUUUUUGGAAGGAAAAAUCUAGGUUACUAACUUAAAAUAAUAAUGUGCUGGUUGCUAUAGUAGAGUAUAGUGAAGGUGUAGAGCGCGGGCAUGCCGAUCCAUCCGGAGAGUUGGUAAAUGAAGCCGUUCACGCUACGGUAUAUUUUAAUUUGUGAUUUAUAAUUUGAGUUUCUCUCUGGACAAGGUCUCUCUUCACAAUGCAGCAUUACAAUGCAACGCGAACGUGCCCUCAAGACGAUAUCAGGAGAGAAGGAAAAGAGAAGAAAAAAAAGAGUAACGAGAACGUGAAAGCGUCAGAGUUGAACUGUUGGACAUUUGCAUUUUCGCUCGCCACCGCCACCACUACCACCACGUUAGGCUCUAGAUAGUAGCAGUGCGUUUACAAUAGGACAGGUUCUAAUGUGGUUCUCCCUCGGCACGAACAGCAUCUCCUUUCCAUCCACGCAAACUGGGACGGACGCCGGUUGACUUGUGAGAGUAAAUUGUCCCUCCCGGCCAUUUUGCGUUUCAAAGUUGUUUUUCUCUGUGUGUGGAUUGCGCUAGCUGGGUUUUUCCUCGCAACCCAACAACCUGGCCGUCAAGCAGAAGAUAACCGCACAAAGUGAUCACUAUCUGCAUGGAUACGACCUUGAGACAAAAAAUCCAAGUGGAUGUGUGUGUGUGUGUGUGGAUGUGAUUUGAGAUUCACCGGAAACAAUUAGAACGUUUGAAACGCGCUCCAGCCAGCAGUUUAAAGAGCUCCAGUGGCGGCUGGUGGUGCGUCCUGCGAGGGUCAAUAUCCAGUUAUCCACAUCGCUCUCUUUUUUCUCUCAUUCAUUCACUCUCCAUAUUUUGAUCGUCGCCCACUUGCGAAAGAAGCUCAUUUCUCCUGUAGGAUUCGAAGAAAUCCGGCGGAAGGUUGUUGAUCUGUUUUUUUGGCUCUGAAAAAAAAACAAAAACAGACUUUAUUCAACCGCCAAAAUGGGCAAAAAGUCGAAAGCGACGAAAUCCAAGGAUCUGAACAAUUUGAAGCAAGAGUUGGAGAUUGACGACCACAAAAUCCCAAUUGCUGAACUCUACAGACGACACAACGUUAAUCCGGAGACCGGUUUGACGUCGGCGCAGGCCAAGGCCAACUUGGAGCGCGAUGGGCCUAAUUGCCUCACUCCUCCCAAAACGACGCCGGAAUGGGUCAAAUUUUGCAAGCAGCUCUUUGGUGGCUUCUCCAUGCUCUUGUGGGUGGGUGCCAUCCUCUGUUACGUCGCCUACGCCAUUGAGUACAGCCAGAACCCCGACAUCCUAGGAGACAACUUGUACCUCGGCAUUGUAUUGACGACCGUCGUCGUUGUUACCGGAUGCUUCUCUUACUACCAGGAGAGCAAGAGCUCCAAGAUUAUGGAAUCCUUCAAGAACUUGGUUCCCCAAUCGGCCCUCGUCAUCCGUGAUGGCCAAAAGCAGACAGUCAAAGCCGAGGAAGUCUGCCGCGGUGAUAUCGUUGAAGUCAAAUUCGGCGAUCGUAUUCCGGCCGAUAUUCGUGUCAUCGAGGCCCGCCAGUUCAAAGUCGACAACUCUUCAUUGACUGGAGAAUCUGAGCCUCAGAGCCGAUCUCCCGAAUUCACUCACGACAACCCGCUGGAAACCAAAAACUUGGCUUUCUUCUCCACCAACGCCGUCGAAGGUACUGCCAAAGGUAUUAUUAUCAGCAUCGGUGACAACACAGUGAUGGGUCGCAUCGCUGGAUUGGCUUCCGGCUUGAGCUCCGGACAGACGCCCAUCGCCAAGGAGAUUGAGCAUUUCAUUCACAUCAUUACGGGAGUGGCCGUCUUCUUGGGAGUUUCCUUUUUCAUCAUCGCUCUCGCUCUCGGCUACAACUGGCUCGAUGCCGUCAUCUUUUUAAUCGGCAUCAUCGUCGCCAACGUACCCGAGGGUCUGCUCGCCACCGUCACCGUCUGUUUGACCCUGACGGCCAAGCGCAUGGCCAAGAAGAAUUGCUUGGUCAAGAAUUUGGAGGCUGUCGAAACCCUUGGAUCCACGUCGACCAUCUGCUCAGAUAAGACUGGAACCUUGACACAGAACCGAAUGACCGUUGCCCAUAUGUGGUUCGACGGCCAAAUUAUCGAAGCCGAUACCAGCGAAAACCAAUCCGGUGCCCAAUACGACAAGACCAGUUUGGGAUGGAAGGCCUUGUGCCGCGUCGCUUGCCUGUGCAGCCGAGCUGAAUUCAAAAUGGGCCAACAGAGCAUGCCCGUUUUGAAACGCGAAGUCAACGGUGACGCCUCUGAAGCCGCCCUGUUGAAAUGCGUCGAAUUGGCCACCGGUGAUGCCAUGAACAUUCGCGGCCGAAACAAGAAAGUCUGUGAAAUCCCGUUCAACUCGUCCAACAAGUACCAGGUGUCGAUCCACGAGAACGAAGACAAGAACGACGGCCGCUACUUCAUGGCCAUGAAGGGAGCGCCCGAGCGCAUUCUCGAUCUCUGCUCGACCAUUUUCAUCAAUGGGCAAGAGAAGGUGUUGGACAACGAACUGAAGGACGCUUUCAACACGGCUUACAUGAGCCUGGGAGGUCUCGGCGAGCGAGUGCUCGGCUUCUGCGAUUUCCACUUGCCACUGGACCAGUUCCCCAAAGGCUUCAAAUUCGACGCCGAUGAAGUCAAUUUCCCCAUCAACGGAAUGCGAUUCGUCGGACUCAUGUCCAUGAUCGAUCCCCCACGUGCCGCCGUACCCGAUGCCGUCGCCAAGUGCCGCUCCGCCGGAAUUAAAGUUAUUAUGGUUACCGGUGACCACCCUAUCACUGCCAAAGCUAUUGCCCGAUCAGUUGGUAUCAUUUCCGAGGAGAGUGAAACCGUCGAAGAUAUUGCCGAGCGUCUCAACAUUCCCGUCGACCGUGUCAACCCGAGAGACGCCAAGGCCGCCGUCGUCCACGGUGGUGAAUUGCGUGACUUGACCCCGGCCCAACUCGACGACAUCCUUCGCUACCACACGGAGAUUGUCUUUGCCCGCACGUCACCUCAACAGAAACUCAUCAUCGUCGAGGGUUGCCAACGUGGAGGAGCCAUUGUGGCCGUCACCGGUGACGGUGUCAACGAUUCGCCCGCUUUGAAGAAAGCCGAUAUCGGUGUUGCCAUGGGUAUUGCCGGUUCUGAUGUCUCCAAACAGGCCGCUGACAUGAUCUUGUUGGACGACAACUUCGCUUCCAUCGUUACCGGUGUUGAAGAGGGUCGUCUGAUUUUCGACAACUUGAAAAAGUCCAUCGCCUACACCCUGACAUCCAACAUUCCUGAGAUUUCCCCCUUCUUGAUGUUCAUUCUGCUUGAUAUCCCCCUUCCUCUUGGAACUGUCACCAUCUUGUGUAUCGAUUUGGGUACCGACAUGGUACCGGCCAUCUCUCUUGCCUACGAAGAAUCCGAAUCCGACAUCAUGAAGCGUCGCCCUCGUAAUCCAUUCACUGACAAACUCGUCAACGAAAGAUUGAUUUCCAUGGCUUACGGUCAAAUUGGUAUGAUGCAAGCUUCGGCCGGUUUCUUCACCUAUCUUGUCAUUAUGGCCGAAAACGGAUUCAAGCCCGACCUGCUGUUGGGUAUCCGUAAGCGAUGGGAUUCCCGAUCCGUCAACGAUCUCGAAGAUUCCUACGGACAGGAAUGGACGUACGAUGCCCGCAAGCAACUCGAGUACACCUGCCACACUGCCUUCUUCGUAUCGAUCGUUAUUGUGCAAUGGGCUGAUUUGCUCAUUUGCAAAACCAGACGCAACUCACUCUUCCAGCAAGGCAUGCGCAAUCACGUCCUCACCUUCGGUCUCUUUUUCGAGACAGCCGUCGCCUGCUUCCUUUGCUACACGCCCGGCAUGGACAAGGGUCUUCGCAUGUACCCGCUCAAGAUCAACUGGUGGGGCCCGGCUCUUCCGUUCUCUCUCCUCAUCUUCAUCUACGAUGAAAUUCGCAAGUUUAUUCUUCGUAACAAUCCCGGUGGAUGGAUUGAAAGAGAGACUUAUUAUUAGAGAUCAAAUAACAUACAUAAAUCUAAAUGCACAGUGCCUAUAUUUAAUAUUGGUUCAGUAUAGGAACGAGCAAAAAUACAUUAGUUCAAUCGUU